Messenger RNA from Rotaria sordida, 960 nucleotides. Lineage: Eukaryota; Metazoa; Rotifera; Eurotatoria; Philodinida; Philodinidae. The record is from the annotation of a GenBank genome assembly.
AUGAAUAAUAAUAAUAAUAAUAAUAAUAAUUAUGGAAUUGAUGGUACAAAUACAAAUUAUUCAACUAGACAACAGUUGUCCGAUAAUAAUCGUAAUGUAAAUAAUUCGUCAUGUCAUCUACAAUCUCCUAUUGUUGAUUAUUAUGAACAAGAAUCUUUUCAUGAAACACCAUCUCGACAAAUAUCUAUUUAUAAUAAUGACAUUUAUCAAGAUAAUACAAAUCAUUUUUAUCGUUAUAAUCUUAUUCCAUCAACAUCAACUAAUCAAUCAAGUAAUUCUUGUGUAUAUACAUGUUCAAAUGAUUUAAUUGGAAAUUAUUGUGAAGAAAAUGGUAUAUCAUCAGUUGAUCAAAAUCUAUGUAGUCAAACUGAUAUGAUAUCAUCUAUUAAUCCAAUGUCUCUUGAUCUUUAUGGUUUAUCAAUAAGUCCUCGAUCAGGUCUACCUAGAUCAUCACCAUGUCCUCCAUCAUCAAUCCAACCAUCAAAUGAUUUAUCAUCAUCAAUUGAUAUUAUUCCAUCAUCAUCAUUAAAUAAACAAGAACAAAAUUCACCUAUUAUUUAUCCAUGGAUGCGCAAAGUACAUAUUACUAAUUCAGUUAUUAAUUAUACAAGUGGAGAAACAAAACGAGCUCGUACAGCUUAUACUCGACAUCAAGUAUUAGAAUUAGAAAAAGAAUUUCAUUUUUCAAAAUAUUUAUCUCGUCGAAGACGUAUUGAAAUAGCUCAUUCACUUGUUUUAACCGAACGACAAAUCAAAAUUUGGUUUCAAAAUAGACGAAUGAAAUGGAAAAAAGAUCAUAAAUUACCAAAUACAAAAUCAAAAUUACCGGAUACAUAUCCAUCUGCAACAACAUCAUCACCUAAUCUAAUAAAAAAAGAAGAACAAGAACAUCAUAUUGAUACAAUUGUAAUGAGCGAUUAUAUUAAGGAAGAAUCAUUUUCAUCAACAUCAUCCAAUUAA